AUGGCCGGAGUCGUCGGCCUCCGCCCGCCGCCGGUGUCGCCCCCGUCGGUGGCGGGAAGGAGUCUCCGCCGCCACCUCUCCGUCAGAGCUUCAUCGGGUUUACCUCCCUCGUUUUCUUCUUCUUCCACUUCGGUCUCUGGGGUCGGCACGGAGGAAAAGCCGAGUCUCUCGCCGCCGCCCGGAUUCAAGGCCCCGAAGCCCAAGAGGUUCGCCGUCAGGCCCGACAAGCUGCUCGAUGUGCUGGGAGCUUCUCUGGCCCUCCCAUUCCGUCUCGGCACCGGAGUUUUUGUUUCAGGGUUUGUCUGCUGCCCCUACCCUCUCUCUCUUUCUCUCUGUAUCUUUCUGUCAUGGUCCGGGUGCACGUUUGGCGGCUUCAUAUCAGAGUUUCAACCCUAAAUUUGGGAAAUUGCCAUUGGGGAGAGCGAGAGACGGGCUUCUAAGACUCGACGCUGCCCCAUUGAUCACGCAGCUCUACCUCGCUUGAGAACUGCAGGGGUCCCUAAUCUCUGGUUUUUCCCCACCUCGACAGGUACUCGGCGUCCUUGGUGUCGGAAGCAGACAUUCCUUCUGACCAGUACGCCCUCAGAAUAGCAGGUUCAGUGUCUCGAAUGCUUAUAGCUUUUAAUAUAUCUCAAACAUGCGUCGGCCCGCAUUAUUUCCUUGGACGUGAGAUCGAUGAUUCCUUUUAGUUUGUCCAUUCUCUGCUGGGUAAAUUUGAUAUUAUUCUCUAUGGUGAGGGGAUGAUAAGUAGAUGUCUGAGGUUGAAGAAAUCAUGAGUGACGGGUCUUCUUCACCAGGCCUCACAGUGAAGGAAACCUCAAAGCUGGGCCCUCGGCCGGAGAAGCCUAUCGAGAUUUACGAAUUCGAAGGGUACGCUCUUCACGAAAUGCUCUUAGAACGCGCACUUGUAUGGGCUUUCUGGUCAUAUCUCUAAGGGCUGACUCUCGGACUCCUUUGACUUUUUGUUCCUUGGGGGCCACAUGGGCUGUCAUCGAUCGCAUGGAAUUCAGCUGCCCAUUCUGCCGCAAGGUCAGUAGUGUUCAUGUUUUCUGAAGGUCCUGGUUUCAGUUUGGAAAUUCCGAGGUGUUUGUACUGAAAGCAUGGAUUUCUAGAUUGGGCAUGGGAAUGCAUUGAUGUUAUCAUGUAUAAUGGCCGAUUAUCCCUCUAUUUAUUUCGUCACUCAGAGAGUUGGGAUCUGAUCAUGUGUUCUUUACUCAUCUCUUGUGUUCGACAAUUCCCUUCAAUGGUGCACAGGUCAGGGAAAUUGUGAGCAUACUGGACCUGGAUGUCUUGUACUAUCCCUGCCCAAGAAAUAGUCCUCAGUUCCGCCUCAAGGUUCUACAAAUAGGUGGAAAGCAGCAAUUUCCGUACAUGGUAAGCUUUUCGAAUCAUUAUCUUGAUCUUUGUUUUGAAAUCUGAGGCGGUCAAUCGUUCGUCAACCAUGCAUUUUAUGAGAAUUUGGAUUAUCCGCAACUUUUCAAUUGUACAUCUCAUAGUGAAUGAUCACAAAUUGCUAUUCUUUGACGAAAAAACUUGCUUAUUUUUUUCCCGGUGUAUAAUUGUCGAGUAAAUUUGAUGAUAUGAAAUGAGAUUUAUGCAAAUGGAAAAACCUUUUUCCUAAUAAUAUAUAGUUAUUUAUAAUUGCUCCUACUGUGGAUCAAACUGAAUUAUCAAAAAAAUUCUCAUAUCUCCUGAGUGGCUUCACUUAUAAACUGCCAUUGUUUGCAGGUGGAUCCAAACACAGGCGUGUCAAUGUACGAAUCUGAUGAAAUUAUCAAGUACUUGGUUCAGAAAUAUGGUAAUUUUUUCUCAGCAUAUUUGCUAUUUUCCUGUUGGCUUUAACGAUAGUCAUUGUUUCUUGCAACAUGCGAUGCAAUUUUCCAUUUUUGAUGUAUGGAUUGUUAAACCCUGACUUAAAUUCAUGUGGAUCUUCAGGUGAUGGGACUGUCCCUUUAAUGCUCUCUCUUGGCCUGCUAACUGUAAGCUUUCACAAUCCCUCCUGAGCUUUUCCUCCAUUACACAACUCUAAGGGGAUCAUGCAGCAUGCUGUUUCGUUGUUCCAUUUCAGACUCUUACUAAGGGCUUUGCAAUGGUUGGCCGCUUGGGCAAGGCAAGGAGCUCUUCUCUCCACCCUAUCUCUUUGCUGUAUAGCUUGUGCUUUCCUAGCUGGUUCGGGCGUUUCAUGUUGGUCUACUAGUAGUCAACCCUCUUCUGAUGUCUGCAAUGAAUAGUCCCUCAUGGUUUAUUGUAGAAAUAAGCUUGUGACUAUGAAUGAGUGAAUGACUGCUCUCAGCCUGAAAGAAGGCACACCUGGUAAACCCUAAAAGUGGGCAUGCCACAAAUAGUCCUCCCAUGUUGCUUACUUUAGAAGUAAAUCGUCAAUUGAGUUUGAGUCAGAUGGGGUGGUUUUCGUCAACAGUGGAAAAAAGUAAUACCUUUUGCAUGGUUUUACAGGGAUCUGCUUACACUCCCGCCAAAGCCCCUCUGGAACCUAUUGAACUCUGGGCUUAUGAGGUCAGUUCUCCUUGGGAAAGCUUCAUUUCCUGUGAUCCCUCUCGUCGUUUCUUCUCAUCUGUUAAUCUCGUGAAGAAAAAACAAGAAAAAAAAGCAAGGAAGAGAAGAUCCAAUUCUACUUUGCCGUUUCCACUGAUCCAUGCUAUCUUGUCUUCCCAGGGCUCUCCUUUCUGCAAGAUUGUGCGCGAGGUCCUCGUCGAGUUGGAACUGCCGCAUCUAUUUCACAGGUACCCUCUGGUUAUGCUCUUGGCAAUGAUGAACUUCGCGCCUCUUGCGGUCAUGAUGGGCUAGAAUUAUUAGUUUACCUGGUUCUUUUAGAUUCUUGCGAUCAUCUCCAAUAGAUCUUACUAAAAGAAAAUAUUAACUUCGGCCUAAUGAGACUGAUACCCAAGUUAUUCCGGUCCCCAGACGCUGGCUUCAGCCUGGCAGAGAACCAGUGGCCCUGCUGGCCAAACUUUAUUUUCCCACACUGAGUGGUGCAAGUCUCUAUAUUUAAGCCAUGGCUUGACCCCUCUCAUCCAAUCUUAAGACCCACCCCUCUGCAAUGAGGAUCCUCCGUUUGGAUUAAGUGAUGGGAUUCACCUUCGAUAAAAUGACGAUAAAAGGUUUAUUUUAUCGUGAGAAUUUACGGCGACCAAGAACUGGGAAAGAUAGGAUGAGUAUUCUGGAUGAAUGCUUCCUAGAAUUUCUGCGAUCAUCUCUCUCUCGAAUGGGCGCGCUGACUGAAGCGGUUUGAUUGCAGCACCGCCCGCGGGAGCCCCAAGAGGCAGGAGCUGUUCGAGAGGCUCGGGCAUUUCCAGGUGACCCCCUCGAGCCGGGAUCCUUGAAAGCGUAUUUCCACACCGGUGGCCAUUUAUGGGAUUCCUGUUUUCUGAUGGGCGUUGACGAUCAGGUUCCCUACAUUGAAGACCCCAACACGGGCGUGAAGAUGUUCGAGAGCGCAGAGAUCGUUGACUACCUGACAGCAACCUACGUUAUUCCGUAG
This is a messenger RNA of Spirodela intermedia, 3499 nucleotides long. The record is from the annotation of a GenBank genome assembly. NCBI's taxonomy places the organism in Eukaryota, Viridiplantae, Streptophyta, Magnoliopsida, Alismatales, Araceae.